This is a messenger RNA of Tinamus guttatus (white-throated tinamou), 587 nucleotides long. Lineage: Eukaryota; Metazoa; Chordata; Aves; Tinamiformes; Tinamidae. The record is from RefSeq and is a predicted model, not a curated record.
UUUCUCCUGCUGUGCAUUACAUGAUUUGCGAUCUUGGAUUUGAGAAAACAGAGACUUAUGAUAUUCAUAAUAUUGUAUCUGAAAAUGGUGAAAUACUUUGGCAAGCUAUUACAGAUCAUGUCUGUUACCUUGAAUCAGAUCAAAUUGUGGAUUAUAUCAAAAGCAUACGAUCACUGGGACCUGUCUGUGAAUCUGUUAAUCUGCAUUUCAAAUCUAUCACCAAGGAGCAAUUCGUGGCUCGAUAUGCCUUAUGGUUCCAGUGGACAAACUACACAGAGAUAUUUCUUGAAGUAUUUGAUGCUCUGCAAUAUACACAAACUACAGAAAUUGCUCUUGGCUUAAUGAAACUAACAUCAUGCUUGGAGCGAGCAUUGGGUGAUGUGUACUUACUGAUAGGUAAAGAUUGUCCUUUCCUCCUAAGAGAUUUGCUUAUUUCUGAGGAGCUUGCAGUUAUCUUUGGACAAACUGUAAUGAAUGUAUUGAGGGUAUUCAUUGGAUCUCCUCAUGGUCUGAAUCUUCGUAAUGUUUUGUGGCACGGCUUUGCUUCCCCACAAGAAAUUCCUGUCAAGUAAGUUACCAAAAAGUCU